UCUGAAUUGUAUAAUUAAGGGGGAUGAUUUUAUGGUGUGUAACUUAUGCCUCAUUAAAGCUGCUAAAGGCAGUAACUGUACUGUUACCUUCUCUCUGAAAAUUCUUUUAAUGAAGAAAAUCAGCUUGUUUAACAAAAAGAGUGAAAGGAGAUGAGUGCAACGAGACUCUUUUCUGUGAAGCUGAAUGAUGGAUACUUCAUGCCUGUUCUGGGACUUGGCACCUCGGCUCCUCCUGAGGUUGCUAAGAGUAAGGUGGAGGGCGCCAUCGAGACAGCAAUUGAUGUGGGCUAUCGCCACAUUGAUUCGUCCUGUGUAUACCUGAAUGAGGAGGAGAUUGGGAAAGCCAUCCAGAAGAAGAUUGCCAAUGGCACUGUGAAGAGAGAUGACAUAUUCUUCAGUUCGAAGCUGUGGCUCACCUUUUUCCGCCCAAAAUUGGUCCAAACUGCCCUGGAAAUGUCGCUAAGGAAACUCCAGCUAAGCUACGUGGAUCUUUUUCUUAUUCAUUUCCCAACAGCUUUGAAGCCUGGGGAGGAGAUUUUCCCAAAGGACUCCCAUGGGAAAAUCAUUUUUGACACAGUGGAUCUCUGUAGCACUUGGGAGGCCCUGGAGAAGUGUAAGGAGGCAGGAUUGGCCAAGUCCAUUGGUGUGUCCAACUUUAACCGCAGGCAGCUGGAGAUGAUCCUCAACAAGUCAGGGCUCAAGUACAAACCUGUCUGCAACCAGGUGGAAUGUCACCUGUACCUCAACCAGAGCAAACUGCUGGAAUUCUGCAAGUCCAAGGACAUUGUCCUCAUUGCAUACAGUGCCCUAGGCUCCGAUCCCAAGAAGGACUGGGUGAAGAAGGACAACCCAGUUCUCCUGGAGGACCCAGUACUCAAUGCCAUCGCUGACAAGCACCAGCGAACCCCAGCUCAGGUGGCCCUACGCUAUCAGCUGCAGCGGGGGGUGGUGGUCCUGGCCAAGAGCUUCAGUGAGAAGAGAAUCCAAGAAAACUUCCAGGUUUUUGACUUCCAAUUGACACCAGAGGAUAUGAAAACUCUAGAUGGCCUCAACAGGAACAUCCGUUUUUUAAAUGUUACUCUUUUUGCUGACCACCCGGACUUUCCAUUUCAUGAUGAAUAUUAAUGACAAGUGUGUGAGGAUGCUCCCAUUUUUAAAUGUGGCCCAGGGUUGGAGAUCACCUCAAGGAUGAGAAGGUGUCUGUUGUGUUCCAUGCCUCAUACCCGGGUCAGUUACAAUAAAGAUUGUGUGUCUGGGUCAGG
This is a messenger RNA of Phyllostomus discolor (pale spear-nosed bat), 1262 nucleotides long. Its product is annotated as aldo-keto reductase family 1 member C15-like. Gene Ontology annotation, biological process: prostaglandin metabolic process; doxorubicin metabolic process; progesterone metabolic process. The record is from RefSeq and is a predicted model, not a curated record. Bases 151 to 1125 code for a protein of 324 amino acids. Gene Ontology annotation, cellular component: cytosol. Gene Ontology annotation, molecular function: aldose reductase (NADPH) activity; androsterone dehydrogenase [NAD(P)+] activity; ketosteroid monooxygenase activity. Lineage: Eukaryota; Metazoa; Chordata; Mammalia; Chiroptera; Phyllostomidae. The transcript has 9 exons.